AUGCGGUGCGGAGUGAUUAUUCUCUUCGCCUUCGUGGCAAUCUCCGCCACACUUGCCCGGCCGAUGCAGGACAUCGGCGAGCUACAGCACGAUGAAACGACCGAGUCGAUCAAAGAUUUCCAUGUUCUCACUCCUUCGCCAUUUCUACAUGAAGGCGUUACAAAGAGGGGACACACUAGCAGCGGUACUUUCGAAACAGGGAUCCAAUCCCUCUCCCCUGGUGUAGCAGGCCUAUUGCCAGAAGAGAAGGGUCCUACCUCUGCCAAAAACCCCCUACGGCGUCUUGUGAAACGGGGCAAAGGACGUAAAACGAAGGAGAAGAUGGUGGGGACAAGCAGCGGAGAAGAUUUGGGUGCAGAAAUCUACAGCGCUAUUUUUGCAGAUGCACGCGCAAAUCAAGAGCACAUACUUGCAUCUCCAGAGGCGCAAGAGAUCCAGAAGAAGAGGCUGUCCGAACAGAAAAAGAAGGAGAAAGAAGAGGCCAGACAAAUCCAGCAGCUGACGCAAGAGCUUUAUCAACAGUUUGCUCCUGAGCUUCAUGCUUGGGAACAGGCACAAUCCGAACUAUCUAGCUCACAUACAGAGGGCUUUGAAGGUCGCGCCCUCGGCACUUUACGAGCACCCCAACAAGAAUACGAGAUAGUGAACAAGGAACCAACCACGUCCAAGAACGAAUUGUUAGCGUUCUUCGACAAUUAUACACCGCAGACUAAGCUUGGAAACGUCUAUCUAGAAAAGGUCCGCAAUUUACUCGAGGUGGAUUCGCCCGAGAACGUAAAGAUCACCAUCAGAGACGUCAGAAUGGACCCAAGAAACAAGCAUCCAUCAAUUCAAGAAGCUUUGGACGAAUCCAAGAAGGAGAAGAAACCAAAAUUUCGGAAGAAGAAGCAAGGGACUUGGAAGAAGCAAGAAACCAUCGGCAGCGAAGUACUCGAGAAACUGGACCUACACAUUCUAGAUCGCGCCUCCGGCACAACAGACAACUCUCAACAAGAACUUGAGAGCAUGAACGAGAAGCCGUCCGGUUUGUCCAACGAGAAUUCGCAAGAGACACUGAAGAACUUUCAACCGCAGAAUGCUUUAGGGACUCGACUUAAGGACUGGUUGUGUGAAAACUUCGGGAAGUAUACGCCCGACCAGGCACAAUUUGCCCUUACAAAAAUCAAAAAAGAAGUUGCAGACGAAGCUACAGAUGUCCACGCAGCUUUGGAUGAAUAUGUCAACCUUUUGAAAUCGCAAAAGUCACGGCAGUUCAAGCUCCGGUCCGAAGGUACACCUUCCCGCUCCGUCUGCCCAUUUAAGGAGAAUGCAUUUGAGGAGCAUGCCUUCGGGGAGCACGCAUUUGGGGGGUACGGCUUCGGCCAGGAUGCCACGCAAUGCGUUCCCCGACAACACCGGACUUCAAAAGCGCUCGAAGGAGCCAGCGGGGGACGAUUUCCCCGAUUUGAAGGAGGCGAGAAUUAUCGAUCGUUUAUUCCAGCACGCGGAUACCUGCGAGAAUUCAGAGGUGCCUUGAUGAACCAGCCGAGCGAGUCGCCCCUCGAGGCGUCCACUUCGAUCACUUCGCGCAUCACAAAGGCUAGUCUGCCCCAACCAGCUUCUCAGCAGAACGAGCGACCGGACGAGCGGCCAUUUGAGGCUCAGGCGAGGUCGAGACGAGGCUCGAGGUUUGGAAAGCGAACGACUGUCCCUGCACGCGAAAGUUGCAGUAGCACCGACGAGCAGCAACAUCUGCAACACGGGAAUCUUCCUCGCCCAUCCAGCAGCCGUCAAGAGCUUGUCGAGGGUAUCAGAAGGAUGAGUCUUACGGGCGCACAGGAGAGUGACACGCCUCCGGAGCAACGAGAACUGUCAAUCGAACAAAAAACUGCAGAGAGGCGCUGCGAAUAUCAAAUGAGGGAAUGUUUCCUGAGAAUCGCUUACGACAUCUCAGACAUGCCAGGAAGGCGGACGCUAUCGGCAGAGGAUGCGGCCCAAAAUCUUCAGGUGGACCUCGGUAUUCGUGCAGAAGACAACGAUGCAUCGCUGCCACACGAUGAGGAACUUCUGGUCCAGAAAUUCAGAAAUGAUCGACGUAACACUUCAAAUCUAGUGAGGAAAGCUACGAUUGACCGCGUCAUCACGCACAUCUAUGAGAGGAACGGUGUCUUUAAGCCCAACGAUUGGCACGAGCUAGAAGAUCCGGCAUCCUCUUCCUCUUCGCGGAGGACGAGCUCGCACAUGGCCAGCUUGCCCAUCCAGAAAGAACAUGAAUGGCCAAAAGUAUACCAGAAAAUGGCGGAGAACGAAGAAGCAAAAGAGCGCAGGCAACGGGAAGAAGAGCAAAAGCAGCACGAGGAUGCGGACAACGACAGCGUGGACCGUCGCAACCAGCCCCAGGCUCUCAGCGUGAUGAGUGGGGCCUUAACCAAAAGUGGUGUCAAAAACGACGCGCAAGCUUUGAAGAAUGGUACGGAGAACCUUGUUCUGGAGAGGUCGGAAAAGCAGAAACACUCGAAGAAGACCUCGCGCAAACCUCGCAAGUCGCAAUGUAGCAGCACUUCUCUCAAACCCUUGACAAAGUCCGACAGAGGGGCAUGA
Acaromyces ingoldii is the source of this 2580-nucleotide messenger RNA. RefSeq lists its product as hypothetical. The record is from RefSeq and is a predicted model, not a curated record. Lineage: Eukaryota; Fungi; Basidiomycota; Exobasidiomycetes; Exobasidiales; Cryptobasidiaceae. The coding region runs from base 1 to 2580 and encodes 859 amino acids. The transcript is spliced from 8 exons.